AUGAGCUUCUCUACCGCCAUGCAACGUCCUGUGACAUCAUCCGCCACACUCCUCCGAUGGGCAAAGCCCUCGGCAGGACGCCUGCGCACUUUCUCAUCAUAUGGAAACGCUCACCUAUCCUCCAAGCGGGAUAUGCAAACCGCAACCGCCUACCGUCCUCACUCGCUCCCAUCCUCCUUCCCGCCUCCUCGAAGCACCGGCGGCGCCGACACUUCUAUUUCAGCUGAAUUCCCUCCUUCCGACAUGAAAUCAUACCAGAACACAUCACAAAGCACAUUGUCCAAUGUGAGCCUACGGGAAGGCGAAGCGCAGAAAUCGAAACCGACUUCCGCUUCUCCGUCCGCCUCCAAGACUUCCCCGAAGCCCCGUCGGCCGCUUCGGGCAAGAAAGGCAGCCAUGAAAUUGUCCUCGGUGGCCAUCGAGGAACUUCGGAAAUUGAUGGCACAGCCGGAGCCGAAGUUCAUUCGAGUUGGUGUAAAGAACCGUGGCUGCUCGGGUCUCGCCUAUCACCUGGAGUACGUGGAGAAGCCAGGAAAAUUCGAUGAGGUAGUCGAGCAGGACGGCGUGAAGGUCUUGAUCGACAGCAAGGCUCUGUUUAGUAUUAUCGGCAGUGAAAUGGACUGGCAAGAAGAUAAGCUGAGCAGACGAUUUGUUUUCCGCAACCCUAAUAUCAAGGAAGAAUGUGGCUGCGGCGAAUCUUUCAUGGUUUAA
This is a messenger RNA of Penicillium samsonianum, 711 nucleotides long. RefSeq names its product Fe-binding Fe/S cluster assembly protein ISA1 (gene isa1). Lineage: Eukaryota; Fungi; Ascomycota; Eurotiomycetes; Eurotiales; Aspergillaceae. Gene Ontology annotation, cellular component: cytoplasm; mitochondrion. The record is from RefSeq and is a predicted model, not a curated record. Bases 1 to 711 code for a protein of 236 amino acids. Gene Ontology annotation, biological process: iron-sulfur cluster assembly. The transcript has 2 exons. Gene Ontology annotation, molecular function: 2 iron, 2 sulfur cluster binding.